AUAAAUCAAUUGCACAAGUGCAUGAUUUGUAUAACCAAAGUGCUGAACUGUCCCAUUACAGACAGAUUUCAUUAAAGACAUUUAGAUCACUUUGGAAUGACCUAUGUCCACAAAUUGCGCUGGCAAAGCCAAUGACUGACUUGUGUAUGACAUGUCAAACAUUUGGGUCUAAGUUAAGUCAAACAGGCCAAUUUACUGAUGAACAAAAAAAUGAAAUUGUCAUUAGUUAUAAGUCCCACUUGGAUCUGGCUCACAAGCAAAGAGAACAGUACAGAGAGAUGACAGCGAGUAGCAAGCAAAUUUUCUUAAAUGAAAACUUACAUGAAGGGGCCGAGCCUUGUAGCAGAGACAUCUGCUACCACUAUUCAUGGGACUUUGCACAGAAUGUGCAUUUCCCCCAUCAUGCACAGCAAGUGGGCCCAAUAUACUUCUGCAGCCCCAGAAAAUGCCAUGUCUUUGGCAUGUGUGCAGAAGGGUCAGGAAAACAAGUGUUCUAUCUAAUCGAUGAAGCAGAACUGCCAGAGAAGGGUGCUGAAAGUGUUGUCAGCUUGGCUCACCAUCAUUUCCAACACUUUGGUGUUGGAGAAAAGCAUGCAGAGAUCCACUUUGAUAAUGCAGUUGGACAAAACAAGAACCACACAGUGAUUUGGUAUGCCAUGUGGCGGACUCUGACAGGACUCCAUGAAACCAUGAGCCUGAACUGCAUGAUUACUGGACACACCAAGUUUGCCCCAGACUACCACUUUGGCAUCUGGAAGCUUAAGUGAAGGUCAUCCAAUGCAGAGACCAUGGAGGAGAUUGCUGGUAGUGUUACAGCUUCAUCAAAGUCAGGCCACAAUGUUCCACAGCUGGUCCAAGAUGACAACAAACCGGUUGUCUUCUUCGCUUGGAAAACUUACCUGGAACAGUUUUUCAAGCCAUUGAAAAACAUAACCAAGUACCACCAUUUUACUAUGGAUCGGUCGAAACCAGGUAUUGUUACCUGUAAGGAGAACAUGGAUUCGGAAGAAAUGUGUUUCAAUAUAUUGAAGCCUUUGAGUCCGGCAGCUGGAGAACUCCCACCCACCAAACCAGCCCCGGGCCUUGACCUGCGCAGACAGUGGUAUUUGUAUGACUCAAUUAGCCCAUUCUUCAGAGCAUACAAUGCCAGG
Molecule: messenger RNA, 1151 nt
Organism: Dreissena polymorpha
Lineage: Eukaryota; Metazoa; Mollusca; Bivalvia; Myida; Dreissenidae
Exons: 5
Coding region: 132-767 (211 amino acids)
Source: RefSeq, a predicted model, not a curated record